AUAGUGCCAUCGAUAGUUUGACAACUCUAUGGUAUAGUUUGAUCCCUAGCCACCAAAUAAAUUCCGCUAUUUGCUUCGCACGUGUGUUUUUUUGCCUGUGAAGCUUUGAUUAAUUUUUGACGUAAAAAUUCUUAAUUUGCGGCAUUCGCAUGGGCUGCUCACGUUUCUUUGUGGCUAAUCUGCCACCUAACACAACUGAACAGCAGCUAUUGCGGAUUUUUCAGGAUUAUGGCACCGUUGAGCGUGUAGAACUGAAGACCAAAAAUAAUCCAUUUGAAGCGGAAAGCGACAAAGUGAUAGCGUUUGUAACGCUGGAAAUACAUCCAAACGAUGUGAAUAAUUGCGUUGACGCGCUUAAUUGGGUGAAGGUAAAUGGUACGAAUAUAAAGGUUUCGGUGGCGAAAGAAUCCUUUUUAGAACGCUUAAAGCGUGAACGUGAGGAGGCUGAAAAGGGAAAGAAUCCUGUCAUAGAUGUGGUUCGGAGUGAACAGCAAACUGAGGCGUUCCUUCCACAAAAUGCCGAGAAUACACGUAAGACCUUUACUGAGGAGGAAUUGACGGCGUUGGAAAAUGACGAUGACAUUGCUGCACAUUUGUUGAUUAGCAAGAAACGGGCAGCUAGUUCGUUGCAUAAUGGCAGGAUAGUUAUUCAAAGUUACGAUACCAAGCCAAUGCACAUUAUCGAAGGAGCGAAGAAGAAAAAGAAGCCAGAUGGGUCAGACAGUGUAGCUGAGCAGAAGCGCAAGGAAUCACAAAAUAAAAUGACUAAGCAGUACAAAGAUAAGAAAUCAGUUAUACAGCAAGCUCUUUCCGGCCGAGAUGCGCCGAAAUCGAAGAAAAUCAGAUUCAGCGAUACGGAGGAAGAUGAGCACACUGCGACUCAGAGCGAUUUCCAUCAGAAAUCUAUAACCAAUAUUUUCGGCUCUGAUGAGGAAGAUGAUGAAGAAACUGAUACAAAGUUGCAACUGAAACCGGAACUCUUUGGCAAGAAAGGCGAAAAAUUGGUGGAAAUGCAAAGUAAACAGAGCCUGGAUCCGCGUUUUCGCAUUGAUGCUAAAUUCGUCGACGAUGAUGAUGGUGAAGGGGAGGAGCAGAUUGAAGCGUCUACACAUAAAGAAUCCUUGCAAAAUGUCGAAACUGAGCGCAGUUGGCAAAUGGGCAUACUGGAGCAGGUGGUGGGCUCAAAGAUCGACACCUCCGACAAUGCUCAAAAGGCGGCGCGUAAGAAACGUAUGUUACGUUAUGAUCCAUCUAAGGAAGAGCACCAAAAGUUACUGCGUACUACAGCGAAAGAAGCGCCAGAGGAAGAUAUUGAAGUUUCGGCCACGAUCGCUGGCAAAAAGAAACAAAAAAAGCACCGCAUAGACAUUGUGGGACCCGAAAGCGAAGGGAAAAGCCCAGAGGUGUCUAAGGAGGUAUUCUACGUGGUCACCGACACACUAGCCGAGUCGCUUAAGACGCGCGGCGAUGGCUUCAGCUUGUUGAAUAUGUUUGGCAGCGGGAAUUCGCAAGACAAGCGCGCAGAUGAAUUGAAAAAGGUAUCUGAUGCGAGGAUUCUUGUCACUAAGCCGGACAAGAAUGCAUUGAAUCCAUUCAAAUAUGACUCAUCCUCAGACGAAGACGGUGAAAAUGAGAGCAAAAAGAGAGCAACAGAAGCUAAGCAGAAGACGCUGAAAAGGGAAAAGCAACAAAACAAAAUUGUGGUGGAAAGUUUCUUCAUACCGCGCAAUGAUGCCAGGCUGAAAGAGGGUGCUAAAUUCUUCCGCUUUGAAAAGAAGAUUGAGCCGGAAGAGGACUACGAGGCUGUUCGUAAUCGUUUAAAACUGCUUAUAAGAAGCAAAAUUAAUAAAACUAAGAAAAAUUUGUUGGCUAGCAGUGGAGGUGGCGGGCUGCAUAAAAAACGAAUAAAAAAACACCAUUAAACGGUGGCAAUUAAUAAAA
Messenger RNA from Rhagoletis pomonella (apple maggot), 1941 nucleotides. RefSeq names its product probable RNA-binding protein CG14230. Gene Ontology annotation, molecular function: RNA binding. The coding region runs from base 150 to 1922 and encodes 590 amino acids. Lineage: Eukaryota; Metazoa; Arthropoda; Insecta; Diptera; Tephritidae. The transcript is spliced from 5 exons. The record is from RefSeq and is a predicted model, not a curated record.